GCACUUCUGAUUUCUUCAGACACAAAGAAGAUGUGUUCGCUGACUUUAUACGUCACCUGAAAAGGAAAAGAAAAUCCGUUAAAAACAGAAGAGUGGAAAUAUGACUUGAAUUUUCCCAACAGGGCCAAAUGGAGGUGGUCUCUUUGACAUCUACACAAGUAGAAAAAGGCAUCCAGGAUGGAAAUCCAGUACACAAUCAUUGCACCCUGCUCCUGUAUUCCACCCUGGACCCAUGAUGUUCAUAUUCUACAGACCUCAAAGGAUUCUUCAAUGCUGUAAGUACUAGUAUCAGAUCUGCUCAAACAGAGCAUCAUGAAGAACAAGCAUAAAGAUUGAAUCCUAUUAAUUAUGGUCUUGGGAAGCUCCAAGCAAAAUAUCUUCUAAAUAAUUAGGGCCAAAAGAUAAUCUUUGUAUUCUAAAUUAUGUCCAUGGUUUUAGGAUUCCUUUAUAAUGGCGAAACCCACUCAGCAUCCUAGUGUGGGUUUGUUUAAUCAAACUAUUGCAAACAGCAGCAACUCACAGUUUUCACACUUUGAUUCAUGUCAGCCUUCUUUCCCUGCAGUCUUCUUGCUCAUCACGGCUUAUACUGUCGUUACAAUAGUGGGGCUUUUUGGAAACCUUUGCCUGAUUAUUAUAAUAAAACAACAGAAGGAAGCUCAAAAUGUUACAAAUAUUCUGAUUGCCAAUCUCUCCUUAUCCGAUGUCUUGAUAUGCAUCAUGUGCAUUCCUGUCACAGUUGCAUACACUUUGAUGGACUAUUGGAUAUUUGGCGAGGCUAUGUGUAAAAUAAGCUCUUUUGUACAAAGUAUGUCUGUCACAGUCUCCAUAUUCUCACUUGUUUUAAUUGCUGUCGAGAGGUACCAGUUAAUAGUGAACCCACGUGGCUGGAAGCCGAAUAUUUCACACGCUUACUGGGGAAUUAUCUUCAUUUGGGGGGUUUCCCUUAUCAUAUCCAUUCCUUUUUUUAUAUUCCACCAAUUAUCUGAUGAACCCUUUAAAAAUCUCUCUUACCAUAGCGAUUUCUAUAUGAACAAAGUUGUUUGCAUUGAGGCCUGGCCAUCAGUUGCAGAGCGACUGGUCUUUACCACCAGUCUGCUGGUUUUCCAGUAUUGCUUCCCACUGGGCUUUAUUUUUAUCUGCUAUCUCAAGAUAUUUGUAUGUCUCCGGCGGAGACAUGGUAAGGUGGAUGGGAUGAGGGAGAAUGAGAGCAGACUAAACGAGAGCAAAAGGAUUAACAUGAUGCUUAUUUCAAUUGUCGUGACCUUUGCAGCUUGCUGGUUGCCUCUAAAUAUAUUUAAUGUCAUUUUUGACUGGAACUAUGAGGUCCUGAUGAACUGCCACCAUAACCUAGUGUUCACAUUGUGCCACCUGGUAGCCAUGCUCUCAACAUGUAUAAAUCCUAUCUUUUACGGAUUUCUCAACAAGAAUUUCCAGAAGGAUUUAAUAGUGUUAAUUCACCACUGCAGAUGCUUCACAUCUCAGGAGGAAUAUGAGAACAUCGCCCUUUCAACCCUAAACACUGAUGGAUCCAAGGGGUCCUUAAAAUUAAAUAAUACCCCUGUGAAUAGCUAAAAUAAUCCAGCAUGACAGUCUCCAAAACUCUGUAUUUAUUGUAAAUUUACUGAUUCUUGUUGAUUCUUUUGUAGGAUUAUAAAGGUCUUGAGCUGUUCCCACUAAUGCCAGAGGGAGUCUUUGCCAUUUAGUUCAGUGGGAGCAGGUAAACUUAUUGUGCAAACUGUUCCUUCUAAAUAACAUUUUGCUUAUUAAUUCUAGUAAAUCACCCCCCAGAAAUCCUUUACAGUCAACACUAGUGAAAUACCAGCAGUAUUAGCGUAUCAUUUUUAAGCACAUGAUUUCACUAUCAAUAAUUGGCUCCCUCAGAAAUUUUCCACCUCAGUGAUACAUGUGACAUUCCCUGGAUAAAAUGCUCUCUUCUGCUUCCCCAAGAUAAUCCAUCCAUGCCAAGAUGCCACCAGUCCUGCCUCUGCCCUGCCCUCUAACCUAGUACCUCUCGACCCCGCUGUGUUUUCCCUGCACCUCACAGAGGCUACUUCAGAUGGCCCAACUACAUGGCAGCUGUCCCUCACGAUGGUGAUAGAUGCAGCCCCUGGUGGUAGCAGUAGGGGCAGACAGGAUGUCCUGCAGCUUCUGACUAGGAGUGGCUGGUCCAGUAGGAAGCAGGUCCCCCUGCUGGGGGGGCAGUUUGGGGAAGGCGUUCCCUUUUGGUUUUUGAUGCAAGUGGUCUUCCCUAAUUAAUGGGGAGGCUUGGGUUUCAUGGCCGAUGUAUGCAUGGGGAGGGGUGGAACCAGGUAUCCCAGGCUGCUGGAGGGGGAGCUAGGUCAGGCGAUGAGAUUCCUCUGGGUAGAAAUGGCAGGUCAGGGACAAGUGGGGAAGGAACCCAGAUUUUCAGAUUCAGAUCUGGGGCUGGGAAGGUAGGCAUUGCAAGGUGAUGGGGGGAGGCAGCCAGCAGCAGCCGCAGGACUUCCAUUCAGUACAGCAGUAGCUUGUCCUGCCUCUUCUCCUUUCCUCCUUGUGCAAUGCUGGAGCAGCAGCAAGGAUCAGGAGUGCAGGGAUUACAUGGUGUGUGCUCCAUUGGCUCUGAGCAGAGCUUGUUGGGGGAGAAACAGGAGAGGAGUGCUCAUUGGAGCAGAUCCCACAGCACUGGUGGACGCACCCGUCGCACGACGGCUGUCAGAGGCUGCAGCCGCCAGCACAGUCCUAGUGCUGAGAAUGCUGACAACCAGAGCUGGCCUUAGCAUUUUCAAGUUCUGUUCUACGCAGGCUCUUCUGCUGCGCUCAUCACUGUAGCUCUAGUCAAUGUGACUACACAUCUAUCUAAGCUGGCCUGUUAAACCAUUUUUAGUUACCCCUCCGUCCACCAGUACCUGACUCCUGUAUCUUGUUGUUACAGCAGUAUGGGUACAGAUGGACCAAUGGUUUUCUGAGGGGUUAGGAAGAUCAUUCUUUGGGAUAUGUCCUUACCUCACUUAUUUUACAUAAAAAGUGAGUCUGGGGAAAGCUUCGUUAGGGUCUCUCAACCCUCUCUCUGCUUCUCGCUUUCAGCCCUAGCGAGUACUUUCCUUUGUUUUAUAUCCACUUGCGCUGGUUUGCAGUUUCCAGACUUUGUUCACAAUGAAAAGAGCGAGAGACUUAAUUUUUGUUUUUAAAUGAAAGUUGAGAUGGGCCCCAAAUGAGCCUCUGCAAGUGCCACCCAGCUCACCAGUAUUCAAAAUGAAAAAUGCAUAUAGCAUUUCUUUUAUUUGUAUUGUAUUCUACUUUCUUUCUCCAGCACAAGUUGUAGGCGUCUGUUAUAAACACCAUAGAUUCUGAAAACAGGCUCUUUAGAACAGCUAUUAUCAAACCAACUAUGAAUUCAUAAUUACUCAUUGGCUUCAGCUACUUAUACAGAUGAAAACAUGUUUGCCUUUGGAUAGAAAAUUUGUUUUGUGCUUUAGUUUCAGAAAUAUCCACCCCCAUCCCUGCGUGUUAGUAAGCGAUAAUCCACAAAAGGCUUCUGGGUAAGAGAGGGUAUUUUUUGUUUGCCAUGUAUAUCCUGUUCAAACUGGCUUUUGCUACAAUGCAGUGCAUGGAAGACUACAGCUGUAAAAUUAAUGUUUUUUAAUUAAAACAUAUUUUAAAAGUUAAGACAUACUGAAUAUACUCUCUAUCCACCUUUAUGGCGCCAUCACAGAAUCAAUUAGGAAUGUCCUAAUGGCAAUAAUUAGCGAGUUUAAAUGGGGACAGCUAAAAUGCUAGACUGAUAUUCACCAGCACAUUACUCCAUUUUUCUUUUCCCGUUUGGAUUAU
Chelonia mydas (Green sea turtle) is the source of this 3807-nucleotide messenger RNA. Its product is annotated as neuropeptide Y receptor type 6-like. The transcript is spliced from 3 exons. Lineage: Eukaryota; Metazoa; Chordata; Testudines; Cheloniidae. Gene Ontology annotation, cellular component: plasma membrane; neuron projection. Gene Ontology annotation, biological process: G protein-coupled receptor signaling pathway. The coding region runs from base 451 to 1572 and encodes 373 amino acids. The record is from RefSeq and is a predicted model, not a curated record. Gene Ontology annotation, molecular function: neuropeptide binding; neuropeptide Y receptor activity.